This is a messenger RNA of Scheffersomyces coipomensis, 1710 nucleotides long. RefSeq names its product quinate permease. Gene Ontology annotation, molecular function: carbohydrate:proton symporter activity. The record is from RefSeq and is a predicted model, not a curated record. Gene Ontology annotation, cellular component: membrane. Bases 1 to 1710 code for a protein of 569 amino acids. Lineage: Eukaryota; Fungi; Ascomycota; Pichiomycetes; Serinales; Debaryomycetaceae. The transcript has a single exon. Gene Ontology annotation, biological process: carbohydrate transport; transmembrane transport.
AUGACACUUUAUUUAGCCGUAUUUGUUUAUGGGUUAUGUGGUGCUGCAAGAGGGUUCGAUGAAGGUAAUAUUUCAGGAAAUAUUAGUUUACCUUCAUUUCAAACUAGGUUUGGUCUUAAUGAUCCUACAAAAACUCCAAAUCAACUUGCUGAUUUAAAAUCAAAUAUCACUUCUAUGGUUCAAUUAGGUUCUAUCGGGGGAAGUAUUCUUGCUAUGUAUACCGUUGAUAAAUUAGGUAGAGUUAGAGCUUUACAAGCAGUUUGUAUUUUAUGGGUUGUGGCUGCUGCUAUUCAAAUCUCUUCAUCUUCAGUGGGUCAAUUAUAUGCUGGUAGAUUACUUGAAGGGUUAGCUAUCGGUCAAACUACAACUAUUGGUCCAAGUAUGUCAGAAAUUGCUCCAAGUAGAAUUAGAGGUCUUUGUGUUUCAAUCUUUUCCGGUGCCGUUUAUUUCGGUAUUAUGUUGGGUUAUUUUGUUAAUUAUGGUUGUGUUCUUACUGUUCCAAAUGAUUCAGAUAGACAAUGGAGAAUCACUAUAAGUUUAAAGAUUAUAUUAGCUGGUUUAAUAUUUAUUCUUUCCUUUUUAUUUCUUAUUGAAUCUCCAAGAUGGUUAUUAAAAGUUAAUAGAGCUGAGGAAGCAGUGGAAAAAUUAUCAAAAUUAAGACAUUUACCUCCUGAUCAUCCUUAUAUUGUGGCUGAAAUUAGUGAUAUUAAUGAACAAGUCUUAGCUGAAAGAGAAGCUACUCAUGGUUAUAAUGUUUUCCGUAAAUUGAAAGAUAUUAUCAUGGUUAAAUCUUUAAGAUAUAGAUUCUUUGUUCUUUGUGCCAUGGCUCAAAUCUUAGGUCAAUGGUCUGGUGCUAAUGCUGUUACUAUUUAUGCAUCUCAAUUAUUUAGUUUUGCAGGUGUGGUUGGAACUGAUCAAUUAAAAAUGUCGGCUAUUUUAGGAGUUGUCAAAUUCGUUUCAGCUUAUAUUUCAGCUUUCUUCUUUAUUGAUUUCCUCGGUAGAAGAAAAGCUCUUUAUAUUGGUCUUACUUUACAAUUAUUCACUAUUUUAUAUUUUGCAAUUUUCAUGACCAUUGUUCCAGAAGCUUCAAAUGCAACAGCUGUUUUAACUUCAUCUCAAAAGGCUGCUGCUAAAGGUGCUCUUGCUGCUAUUUUCCUUUCUGGUACUGGUUGGACUUUUGGUUGGAAUAAUAUUCAAUAUUUAUUAGGUUCAGAAUUAUUCCCCUUAAAAAUCAGAUCUUUCGCUCAAUCUUUAGUUAUGGUCUUACAUUUUGCUAAUCAAUAUGGUAAUUCGAAAGCUUUACCAGUUAUGAUUCUUGCUAUGACUAAUUAUGGAGUAUUUUAUUUCUUUGUUGGUAUAAUGGUUAUUGGAUUAUUUUGGUGUUGGUUUUUCCUUCCAGAAGUUGCUGGUAGAUCUUUGGAAUCAAUGGAAGAAAUCUUUAAUUUACCAUGGUAUGUUAUUGGUAGAAAAGGUCCUGAAUUAUGUCCUGAUUACUCUGAAAUUAAUAAAAUCAGUCAUACUGAUUCAAGAGGUAAUACUUAUGUCGAUCACGUUCAUUAUAACGUUGACAUUUCCAAAGUAAAUCAAGAAUUCAUUGAAGAUAUUGAAUUAAAGCAAGGUAAGAGUGAUGGUCACUUAUUCCAAAGUUCAAGUAAUGAUCAAUUGCUUCAAAGUACAAGUAAUGAUGGAUUACUUGAAAGAGAGUCUUAA